GUGAGGGGGCGGCACAGGUGCUGCCAAGCGGACACACGGAGGUAACACAGCCGCUGAAUCACGUCCUCAUCCCCGCAGAGCUGAGCCCGAGCAUCGGGGGGGGAUGGAUGUCUCUGGUAACGUGGAGGUGAUUGGACAAAAUAAGAAGAUGUGAGCUACUGGGGAUAACUCAGCAGGGAUGGGAAUGAGGAGCCCUGUAGGGUCAGAGUCGACAGCAGGGGGUCUUUAGGGGAUAAGUGGGGGUGUAUGUGACCGACAAGACUUGGUGAAGGAGAAAAUAGACCACUCCAUCUGUCUCAAAUCCGCCCUGCUGCUGACCCGCACUCUGGAGACUGUGGUCAGCUCCACGGUCACAUGGUGAUGGCGAAAGCCUUAAAACCCCCCGAGCCACAAGCCCGAGACCCCAGUCAUCUCUGAAACACCAGCUGGUCUUGGUGUUCCUCCUGCCUUCUCUUGCCUGGACAGCUUCCCGAGGGCCCAUCAUGUCCGACACUGAGGAAUUUGUGGAGGAGAAUGAGCAGGAGGAGGAAGAAGAAGAAGAAGAAGAAGAGGAGGUGAAUGAGGAAGAAGAAGAGGAGCAGACGGAUGAUGAAGCGGAGAAAAAAGAGGAGCACGCGGAGGGGAACGAGCAUGAAGAAGAGUCUAAACCCAGACCCAAGACGACUUAUGUGCCAAACAUUGCUCCUCCAAAGCUCCCGGAUGGUGAGAAGGUGGAUUUCGACGACCUCCACCGCAAGAGAGUAGAGAAGGAUUUCAACGACCUCCAGACGCUGAUCGAGGUGCACUUCUCCAACCGGCAGAAGGAGGAGGAGGAACUGUUGGCGCUGCGUAGCCGAAUUGAGCACCGCCGCUCUGAGAGGGCCGAGCAGCAACGCGUCCGCACAGAGAAGGACCGUGAGCGGCAAACGCGGCUGGUCGAGGAGAGGACCAGGCGUGAGGACGAGGCCGCCAAACUGCGCGCCGACGAGGAGGCCAAGAAGAAGAAGAUAUUCACCAACAAGUCCUUUGGAGGCUACCUGCAGAAGGUGGACCAGAAGAAGGGCAAGAAGCUGACAGCGCGGGAGGAGAAGAAGAAGGCCUUGAUGGAGCGCAAGAAGCCGCUCAACAUCGACCACCUGAACCAGGAGAAGCUGGCGGAGAAGGCCCAGGACCUCUGGCAGUGGCUCCACCAGCUGCACGCCGAGAAGUUCGAUCUGUCCGAGAAGCUCAAGAGGCAGAAGUACGACAUCUCCGUGCUCCGAAACCGAGUCAACGACCACCAGAGGGGCUCCAAAGCGUCCAAGACCUCCCGCAGCGCCAAGGGGAAGGCAGGCUCCAGGAAGUGA
This is a messenger RNA of Pleuronectes platessa (European plaice), 1325 nucleotides long. It is a transcript of the gene tnnt2c, whose product is annotated as troponin T2c, cardiac. The record is from RefSeq and is a predicted model, not a curated record. Gene Ontology annotation, biological process: sarcomere organization; cardiac muscle contraction; regulation of muscle contraction. The transcript is spliced from 3 exons. The coding region runs from base 483 to 1325 and encodes 280 amino acids. Lineage: Eukaryota; Metazoa; Chordata; Actinopteri; Pleuronectiformes; Pleuronectidae. Gene Ontology annotation, cellular component: troponin complex. Gene Ontology annotation, molecular function: troponin I binding; tropomyosin binding; troponin C binding.